GGCCCCUGAGACCCCCUCGGGCUCCAGGAUGGGGUUGAGAACCAGAACCUGCCACUGCACAGCGGGCCUGAUGCUGCUGGUUGCCGGCACGUUGGUUUCCAUGGUGACACCUAGCUCACCUGCUGCAGGUGUGCAGGACUUAAACAGGAUGACUGAUUCUCCCCCCAACGGACCCCCGGCCCCCCUUCCCCUCUCAGACUCUGGCUACGUUGGUGUUUCCGGCUCGGUGGAGGACCAGGACUCUGGAGCUCAGGGGAUCCACCUCCUGCUGAGACCUCCAGACCUGCUAUCCCCCAGCCUCGCACCUCCCCUCCCCCCCCACAUCCAGCCCACCCUCACCCCUCCCCCGCUCUGGGAGAACGGCCCCUCCCUGGAGGAGGCCUGGGGGUCUGGGGAUUACCUGGAGACCCUCUCCUUCAUGGUCCCAGACGGGGAGGAGCUCACCACCCCUCACCCCCAAGACCAGGACCAGGUGCCUCAUCACGGGGGGGUCUGGGUGUCCUACGACAGCGACUUUCCGGCUCGGCCCACCCUUCCCCUAUCCCCUUCCUCCCCCACCAUCCCCAUGCAGACCCGCCCCUCCCACCCAGACCUGUUCCCCACCUGGGACGAGGACUACGACCUGGAGGACCUGACCCCACUAGAGCCCACCGAGCUGCUGCUGCCCGACAUGAACAGCCUGGAGUAUUACACCAACCUGCAGGCCCGCGAGAGGGAGCGGGGGCGGGACCAAGACUCCAGACCCCCCAUUGCUCCCACAACAACCCUCACCUCCCACCCUCCAACGACCCUAAGCUCUGGUUCUCCUCCAGGACGGCAACCCACCCCUCCCCUCACACUCUCACCCACCCUCACACCUGAGCAGAACCCACCGCCAUUGGUAACCACCGUCAGAACUGCUUCCGCUCCACAACCCAAAGACAGAGGCUCGAUCCCGGGCAGACCCCCUCCUCGACCCCCUUCCAACAGCACCGGACGAGUGCCUCCUCCUCCCCCACUGGGGCCCCCCAACCGCCCCGACAGACCGGAGAGACCCCUGGUGGUCACUGAGAAACCAGUGAAGGUGCCCCCCACAGCCAACAAGGCAACAACCACAACCAAGGGGACCACCACAACCACCAAGGGGACCACCACCACAACCCAGAGCACCGCCAUCAGCCUGACCAGAGCCCCCCCUGUCACCACACCCAGAGUGACCCCCCCCACCAGACAGUACCUCUGCAAUGUAACCAAGCCGGAGAUGUACCUGGUCCGAGUCGUGAGCUCCAAAGGAUCCUCAGCAGGCAUCACCACCGUCAGAGAUCUUCUGAAGAGAGAGUUUAAUCGCUCCGUGGAACUGCAGUUCCUCAGAACCCCGUCCAGUUUUGCCUUCCGGGUCGUCUCUGGACCUCUGAUAUUCACCUCGGUAUCGGUGAUCUCCGCCCUCCGUCGGGCUCCUCGCGGCUCCGGUCCCAUCCCCUCUGUGGCACCACUGUACACCGUUCCGGACCUCCGGUACCAGAUCCACUCGGUGCUGCAGUUCGUCCCCGAACACGUUGACGUCCGAAUCUGCAGCUUCAGCCAGAGGGUCGAGAGGGGGCUGAUUAUGGCCUACGCCGAGACCCGCCGGCGCUACCAGGAGUCGGGAAACAUCACCGUACAGCUGCUGAACAUCACCACGGCUGCGUCUCGGCCUGCGGCGGCGGCGAAGGUUUCUGUCGACAUCACGUUUGCUGUGCGAGAUGGGCGAGGUUUCCUGCCGGGGUCCGAAGUCAGUGAACACCUGAGGAAACUCAGCCCGGUGGAGUUCAGCUUCUACAUCGGGUUCCCCGUGCUGCAGAUAGCUGAGCCGUUUUAUUACCCCGAGCUGAACACAUCUCACCACCUGCGCUCCACCUGGGUGCGAACAGUUCUGCUGGGCGUUCAGGAGCAAACGGUGUCCGAGCAGAGCUUUAAAGCCCGUCUGGAGAGGCGUCUGGCUCUGCUGCUGGAGGAGGGCCAGCAGGUGGCGAGCAGGAGGCGCUGGAGGAGGGCGUCCGCUGCCGGGAACAGCAGCCUGCAGGUGGUGCGGGUGUCGCUGCUCUCCGGCCCUCAGCGCCCCCUGGAGGUAUUUUACUUUGUGGAGGGUCCGGGUGGAGACAGGAUCCCUGCUGAGACCACAGCGCUGACCCUGAACCGGCUGGACCUGCAGAGAGCCGCCAUCGUGCUCGGACACAGGGUCCAGAGACCCCUGGCUCAGCCGGUGGAGCUGCUGUCGCCCCCCCCAGCGGAGACCCAGUCCUCCAGUGUUUGGCUGAUCGUGGGGGUUCUGGUCCCGGUGCUGCUGGCGCUCUUCAUCAUCGUCCUGCUGUACUGGAAGCUCUGUGGCUCAGAGAAGCUCGAGUUCCAGCCUGACGCCAUCAACACCAUCCAGCAGAGGCAAAAGCUUCAGGCCCCAAGUGUUAAAGGCUUUGACUUUGCGAAGCUGCACCUGGGUCAGCACAGUAAGGAUGACAUCAUGGUGAUCCAGGAGCCUGGCCCGCCCCCACCCACCAAAGAGGCCACACCCUCCGACGGCGGCGACCUCAACACCCCAAAAUCCAAGGGUUCUUCCACCAAGGCACUGCGGUCCAGCCGCCGCCGGGGCCGGCUCAGCCCGUCAGAGGGAGACUCGUUAGGCAGCGACCAAUCGAGCGGCAGGGAAUCGGCGGAGGAGAGCACGCGGGCCGUGGCCACGCCCAGCGAGGGGAAGCACAGGAAGACGCCCAAAAAUGGUCAGAGGAACAAGAUGGGCAGUGCUACAGACGAGCUGCUGUCCUCGUCCUCCAUCUUUGAUCACGUGGACCGCCUGUCUCGCGGAUCAUCUGACAGUACAAGGCGGCAGAACAACAACAAGGUGCAGCUGAUCGCCAUGCAGCCGCGCCCCCCCCAACCUCACCUGAGCCCCUCCCUCACCGAGAGGGUCAGCCAAGAGGUGGCGCUGCGACACAAGUCAGAGAUCGAGCACCACCGCAACAAGCUGCGUCAGCGCGCCAAGAGGCGGGGCCAGUGUGAGUUCCCGUCCAUGGACGACAUCAUGGACGCCUUUGGGGAGGGUCCGGUGCAGAGUGCGGUGGCACAGAGGCUCUACAGCUCUGCCCACGACCACAUGGAUUGCAUCCUGCAGGCCGACAUCCCCCCCACGCCCACCGACUCCCGCCGGAGGGGGAGGCGCUCUCCUCGGGGUCGGAGAUCUCAGCCAGGACGGGGAAGUCUUCCUGACACCGACAGAGACCGACUGCUCACCGACCACAGUGCCACCUACAGGAAGUACCCGGGACUCAACAACGUGGCCUACAUGUCGGACCCGGACCUCCCUCCAGACCAUGGCAGCCCCUCGCCAACUGAUGAGGUGUUUGACUCGGCCCCCCCUCCGCCGCCCUACCUGCCCCCCCAGCCCUCCAUCGAAGAGGCACGACAGCAGAUGCUCUGCCUGCUGGACGACGCCUUCGCUCUGGUUUCUCCGUCCUCGGGGGGCAGCGGGGGGCUGAGCGGACCCUCCCACCGACCCCCCUACCCUGCUGCCUCCCCACACAGCCCUUUCUCUGCGAGGUACGCUGAGCUCGGCAUGUCUCCCACAUCGAUGCAGAACCUGCUGCAGAGACAGGGCCUCAGCUCCGGAGGGUUUGUCACCACCGGAGAGCAGGACUCUGUUUACUCCAGCAGGGGGCAGUACGAGGACCCCCCCUCCUCAUCCAGACCGCGACCUGUAGGGGGCAGCACAGGUGCGCAGCUGCAUCACCUGACCCAGGUGGGUUUGUCCAGUCAGAUCGGAGCAUACCCCGGGGUCGGUCGCAGCAUGUCCGGACCCACCGGGUCCAGCUGGAAUCAACAGCACUCGGACCAGGACCUGAGCCGAUCGGGGCCCAGCAGAGAGAGCGUUUUGUCGUUCCCUGAGUUUUCCUCCUCCUCAGUUUUUCAGAUGCCCAGCUCCUCAUUGCGGGAUCCGUCGGCGCCACCUCUACUCCUGACCUCCCCGACUCCAGAGUAUCCACCGGAGGACGCCUCGCCCUCCGCCCACACCUCUGCCUCCCUCAUAAAGGCCAUCAGGGAGGAACUGCGCCGACUGGCCCAGAAACAGGUGGCAGUAACCAGCUACCCUUAGACUGGUGGAUCAGGACUCAACUGGUUUCAUCCAUUAUAGUUUUUCACAGCCUAAGACUGGAUUACAACCAUGAAUUAACUGAUCCGCCUCUCUAGAACUAAUCUGCGUCUGUGCCGCUAAACCCAACAUGACUCUGGAUCACAAUCCAAGUCACAAAAAAGUGACAGUAUCUGAAAGACCUCCGGUGUUAAACAGGGUCCGUCUGUCGGUCCGUUAUCCUUCAGCUCAGUGUUUCAUCAGACCAGAGUUCAGGUUUCCAUUGAAGUGCUUCCUGAAGUACAUUCAAAGAUCAUUCUCGCUGGACUUCAAGAGUGGAUCUUUGAACACCUGAAGCACCAGGCCAUUCCUAAAUGUCUGGAGCACAUCGUCCCUGAUCUUCUGGAACCUCUCCUCGAUGUCCUUCAGGACCUUAUGGAGUGGAUUGUCCCGUCUGAUCUUCUGGGGUGGAUCUUACCCCAUGAGGAUCUGGAGUGCACAGUCCUUGCAGGGUCGACUUACUUUCUGGUUGUUCCUCCUAAAGUUCCUCAUUCAGAUGUUUCUGCCUGAAGUUCUUAAUCGGACGGUCCCUCCUGAGGUUCUGCAGUAGAUCUUCCCUCCUGAGCUUCUUCAGCAGAUCUUCCCUCCUGAGGUUCUUCAGCAGAUCUUCCCUCCUGAGGUUCUUCAGCAGAUCUUCCCUCCUGAGGUUCUUCAGCAGAUGUUCCCUCCUGAGGUUCUGCAGUAGAUCUUCCCUCUGGACUUCCUGUGGUGCUAGCCUUCUGCCUCAUACCGUCUUCAUCGACCACUGAUUGCCUUCCACCCCCCCAUCAGAGCAGACCUCCAUUCAUCAGCCAUCCUCGAGGUCUUUGAAAGGAGAAUAAGAAUAUAUAAAUAUCUAUAAGAGGUUAUCUGAGUGUCUGUAAAGAAAUAGAAAUUCAAAUGAGCACAACAUAAAUGUAAGAGUUAUCGGAGUAUUGAGAUGUUACUUAUUUUCUAUUGCUUAUAUAUGAAAGUAUACUUUAAAUAUUUUAUUUUGAUCAGAAAAAAGACCAACUACUGUUCUAUGGUUGUGUUCCUCUUGUGUUUGAGCUCGCUGUAAAGUUUGAGCUGGUUUUUCUGAUUGUUGAUUAGCGUAGCUGCUAGCCUGUGUCGUUCAUGUAUCAGUGGCAAACCAAAAAAAGAAUUAGCGCUUUUUGCAUCGCUUUGAUAUCAAGUUCCUUCAUCGCUGAUAUGUUGCAUCCAUCAGUGUGGGCAGGACAUUUUUAUAGGUAGGUGGGUUGGAGAUGUUUCUGUAGUGGGCAGAGACCAAAAACCAGUCAUUCAUCACAACCAGAAACUAAAGCUAAACAUCCACUGACCCAAUGACCUCAAUCCUGGAUCACUGAUCAAGAGGACUACUGAGCAGGGGCCAAGAUUGUGAACAUGUGACGAUAGAAAAUGUGUUUAUGACACACCCUAAUUGUUCCUGGUAACGCUAUUUGUGUUGAAAUCUGCCAGAACAGCUAGCUCAUUAGCUGGUAGCCUUUAAACUGUUAGCUUUCAGCAUUUAGCUGUAAGCAUAUGUUUAACAGGUGUUACAUUAUGGUGCAUUCAAGCUCUCGCUAGUAAAAAUGACUCAUAGGCCUUUUAAUGAGCAAAUAGGAUAGAUAUUAGAGCGGGAAAUAUGGCCUUCCUAACAAAUCCAGUAUGCUAAUGGACUGUUUGUUUGGUUUUACUGGUUCCGACGAGGCCGUCGUUUGUUGGAGAUCGAAAUUUGAAUCGGGACUUAGUUGAACAGACUUAAAUGAUCCAGUUACGUCCUGAAGUCCUGGAGCCCGGGAUGUCGGUGUAGAUCCAGCUUCCUGGUGAUUGUUUGGAUGAAUGACUGGUGGUCUGUUUCUGUGGUGAAGGACACUCUGGUUUUGGGAGCGUUUGUCCGUCUCUUCUCCGGCAUGUUCGACACAGUUCGAGGCUUCUCGUGAUGUAAAUGUUCAGCAUGCUGCUAACGUGUUUAAACUAAAGAGUGAGCAGAGUGGUUCAUGUCCCAACAGUAGAGGUAAAUAUGAUGCUUUUUGCUUUGCAUUUCCAAAAGAUAUUUUUUAAGCUAAAAGCAGAUGGUUCCAGUAAAUCUAAAUGAAAGUGGGUAUGGUGUUGAAUAGAAAAACAUAUAUAUAUAUAGAAAUCUUUAACGUGUGAUUGCUCUGCUGACCAGGACUGGUUCUGGUUCCUGUCCGUCACGCUGAGGCCCCGCCUGCAGGAUCACAUGGUGCUAACUCGAUGCCCCACGGUGAAAAAACACUGGGACAUUUAGCCGGUGGGCGUCGAGCGUUACUACCUGCUGUCUGCAGAUCACACACUCCUGCUGAAUGUUUUCUACCCUCUGUGUUUUCUAUCUGAGACGCUCAGAACACACACCGCUGAACCGGCUCGCCACCGAACCACAGACGCCCGGUGGAGAGUGUCUUCAGCUAGUCCUGCACACGCUAACCUGGGCACACGCUGUAGGACCGGUUCACAAACACAUCGACUCCAGAUAUUACGUGAUGGGAUUGUGUUCACGGCAGAAAUUAAGUUGUGUCCUCAAUAUUAACUUUUAAACCGUUUUAAUCGUGUCCUGUAAGCUCAGCAUGAAGGUGAGACACAACUCGAUCCAAACUAGCUCAGACGUUUGAUCACCGAGACGAGCUCCCUUACUCAGACGUGAGGAACCUGAUGGACGUAGCUCAUCCGAUAGGACGCGUCUUCAGCUGAUUGACAGACAGGAACACGUGUGCUCAGGGGAGCGUCCUGCAGCACUUCCUGUUCACCUGGUGUCUGUAGUUUGGUUGUUACCCUGGUCCAGAUUCUGAGUCAAAUACAUUCCUGUUCCUCCGGACACCAGGCAGCAGAUUCUCUCUGAUAUACAUAGAUGUUAUUAUGGUAUGUAUAUUUAAGAGAAGCUGCUGCACUAGGAGUCUAAGUGAA
Messenger RNA from Eleginops maclovinus (Patagonian blennie), 7021 nucleotides. RefSeq names its product UPF0606 protein KIAA1549. The transcript has 20 exons. NCBI's taxonomy places the organism in Eukaryota, Metazoa, Chordata, Actinopteri, Perciformes, Eleginopidae. The coding region runs from base 29 to 4102 and encodes 1357 amino acids. The record is from RefSeq and is a predicted model, not a curated record.